Penicillium samsonianum is the source of this 1209-nucleotide messenger RNA. RefSeq lists its product as uncharacterized. Lineage: Eukaryota; Fungi; Ascomycota; Eurotiomycetes; Eurotiales; Aspergillaceae. The coding region runs from base 1 to 1209 and encodes 402 amino acids. The transcript is spliced from 2 exons. Gene Ontology annotation, molecular function: protein binding. The record is from RefSeq and is a predicted model, not a curated record.
AUGGCAAGCAUUCAACACCCCCAGUCAGCGACUACAGUCUUUUUAGACCAGCCGCCCAGUUGCCUGGAGUUCUGCCCCGAGGCCCCAGACCAUUUCAUCGUGGGCACCUACCUUCUAUCAGAGAACAAAACAGAAGAUGGAGAAAUUGAGCAAUCCAAAACGGGUAGUCUACAACUAUGGAAAUUAGACCCUGUUAGCAAAAUAUUAUCGCAAAUCCAAAGAAUUGCCGUCCCAUACGCAGUUUUUGACCUACAUUUCCACCCAAGACAAAAGAACCUAUUCGCAAUUGCAAGCAGCGUGGGAUCAGUGUCUCUAUUCCAAGUAUCCACCACCUCCACCCCAAUCAUCACCCAACUAUGGACGAAGCAAGUACACGAAGACCCAUCAAUUCCAGCACUAUUCCUCGCCUGGGCACCGCAAAACUGGUUCCCCCAGCCAGCAGCAGACGGCUUUGCCGUCACAUUCUCAGAUAGCCGGACAGCCGUCUUCGGGACAGAGGGCGAUAUCUGCCAAGAAGAAAGUAUAGCAGAAUGGGGCACAUACGAAGCCAAACAGAUGAUCGAAGUCUGGUUUGUUGCAUUGUCAACAAGCACCGGAACCCCAGAAGCCGAGAGCCAGAACCCGUCUGCGACCCCAUUCAUGUUCACGGGCAAUGACUUCGGCUCGCUACACACGCGCCGAUUCGAUAAUACCACCGAGUUGGAUGAUCCAGACGAGCAUAUCUCGCCCAUGCUGCUCGAGCAUGAUGAUCGAGCUCGCCACCACACUGCUGGUGUCACUGCUAUCCUGCCUCUUGAUGUUCCCUUGGUUGAUGAUGCUCCGGUUCUUCUGACGGGGUGCUAUGACGAGAGUCUGCGUGUGUACCAUGCUACGCGGAGGGGAGAGGUUCUCGUCGAGCAAGGGCUUGAUGGUGGGGUUUGGAGAAUGCAGUUGCUGAAUACCACGAGGAUUCCGGGUGAGUACCGCUUUUUGGUGCUGGCGAGCUGCAUGCAUGCCGGGACGAGGCUUGUUCGGGUUACGUGCAAGCACGAAGAUGGGACUCCGAAUUGGGGGAUUGAGGUUCUGGCGAAGUUUACCGAGCAUGAGAGUAUGAAUUAUGCCAGUGGCGUGUGGGAGGGUGGACAGGAAACGACUCGUUCUUCUAAGAUUUUGUGCGUCUCGAGUAGUUUCUAUGAUCGCAGGCUUUGUGUUUGGGCUGUUGAUCUAUAG